Messenger RNA from Oppiella nova, 705 nucleotides. The record is from the annotation of a GenBank genome assembly. Lineage: Eukaryota; Metazoa; Arthropoda; Arachnida; Sarcoptiformes; Oppiidae.
AUCACCACAUCCCUGGGCGCCAGUGUCAGCCAAUACGUGGUGUGCGGCUUCGAUGACUGUCCGCAAGUGUUUAAGACUUAUACCGGACUUUUCAUUCACAUUCCCGGCGCUCAUAACGUGGAUAAGUAUAGCGACUAUUUUGACAAAUGCAUGGAGAGGUCGGUGCCGCCGCCGCCCCUUGAGGUGGUGCCCAUCAAUAGGCAGGAAUUGGCACUCAGACAGUCCAUAACUGGUGAUCGAGACCUACAGGUGCCCUCGGCUAUGGCUAUUGAAUGGCACAAUGAUGACAACUCAGUGAAUGUAAAACAAGAGUCAAUUGAUGACCAUAUUAGCGGUGAAACAGAUAAUCAAACCUUCAGUUUUGCCUCAGAAUUACUGAAACAAAACUCGAGUAUUGAUAACACCAUUAGCUCUGAAAAUACCUCACAAUUGAUCUCAAAUGUCAGUUAUUACUGCAAUGAUUGUGAACUCAGUUUUCCGACGGAGUUAUGCCUUCGCAAGCAUUUGGGAAAUAUCCACAAAAACCCAGUGUUUGCGUGCGAUUCGUGCGAAUGGAGGGGUUGUGACCAGAGGUCCCGCAACACUCACAUUCUGAAGCAGCAUAAGAAUCUGGAGAAUAACCAGAAUUUAGGGUCCACCCCAACCACCACCACCACUACUACUACUAGCACUGCCAUCGUUAAGNGCACUCCUGUGGUGCCAUAA